Molecule: messenger RNA, 3438 nt
Organism: Notothenia coriiceps (black rockcod)
Lineage: Eukaryota; Metazoa; Chordata; Actinopteri; Perciformes; Nototheniidae
Product: low-density lipoprotein receptor-like
Exons: 19
Biological process (GO): receptor-mediated endocytosis
Cellular component (GO): signaling receptor complex; plasma membrane; apical plasma membrane
Molecular function (GO): protein binding; hormone binding; calcium ion binding
Source: RefSeq, a predicted model, not a curated record
UCAGGUGAGGUUGUUUCUCACGACGAGCCGCGUGGGCCAUCAUGGACUUUCGACACUUAAUUUGCUCAAUCCUGGCAAUUCUGAGCAUUUCCCAAGGACAAAUGUUGGGAUGCAGACCAGACCAGUGGCGGUGUGACGAUGGAAACUGUAUGCCGAAUAUCUGGCGAUGUGAUGGAAGUGGAGACUGUCUGGAUGGAUCUGAUGAAAUGGAUUGCAAUGCAAUUUCUGGCUCUCCUAGAUGCCCCCCCGGACAGUUCCCUUGUGUUGACUCUGUCGGCUGCGUUGACGCCUCAGCUCGCUGUGACGGUACAAAGCAGUGUCCCACCGGCUCUGAUGAGGAGAACUGUGCAGUGACACAGGGCUGCUUGGAUUCUGACUGGACCUGUCGAAACCACAUCUGUAUCCCCAAGGAGCUGCGCUGCAAUGGACUGAAUGACUGCCAGGACAAUUCUGAUGAGGAGGACUGUGGACUGUGUGGUGAGGAUGGCAUACGGUGUCCUGAUGGGAUGUGUCUGAGUUCAGACGAGCGUUGUGAUGGGACGUUUCACUGCGCAGACGCCAGUGAUGAGCCCAUAACCUGCGGUCGUAUUUGCUCUACGAACAACGGCGGCUGCAGCCACGUGUGUGUCGAUGAGCCCUGGGGAGCUUUGUGUACCUGUCCCGCUGGAUAUAAGCUCUCUUCCAAUGGAGCAGUCUGUGAAGAUUUGGAUGAAUGCGCCCCCCCAUUCGCCCUCUGUAUGCAUCACUGUGCUAACACUGUCGGCUCAUACUAUUGCCAGUGCAGAGAAGGAUUCAAACUAUAUGGAGGCACCGCAUGUUUAGCUACAGGUAACGCUACCAGACUGCUGAUAGUGCAGAGGAGCUCUAUGGGGCUGUUAAAUGUGACGUCUCAACAGUUUAAAGUUAUCCACACUCCAGUUCUUGACCCAGUGGCUUUGACUUUCGACGUUUCCCGAGGCUUGUACUACUGGGCCGACAACCGUGGCAGCAUUUACAAAAGUAAUGGACGGCAGAGCUGGACAACAUUUACUGGUGAGCCUGGAAUCACGGGUCUAGCUUGCGAUUGGCUGAAUGGAAACCUGUUCUGGUCCAAUCAGAAGACAGAGUCAAUCUACAUGCAGUCAGCUGAUGGGAGAAGUUUCACUACACUGCUGAGCAAACACAACAAACCAUCAGAUUUGGUGCUCGUACCUGUGGAGAGCCUGAUGUUCUGGUUCAGUUCUGGCCCGGGGGAAAGAGUGACGAUAGAGAGGUCGUGGAUGGACGGGUCCGAUGGAAACACUCUGGCGGUGCUCACUGCUCAGGCGGCCCACAGCCUCACUGCAGACGUCGCUGCCAGGAGGCUGUUCUGGAUCAGCAACUUCAAGAAGUCCAUAGAGACGGUGAAGAUGGACGGGACCGGCCACUUCUCCUUCACAGGCCUGUUCAGCAGGAGGGCGGCUCUCGGCCUCGCUGUGUUUGAGAGCUCCUUCUACUGGGUCGAUGAGAUAGGACUGUGGCAGGUCCCACAGACGCAGCCAAACCAGAAGAAAUUUCUUUUGAAAGCGGCACUGCCGACACUAGCCGUUUACCAUGAGCUACAGCAGCCUCAAGGUUCUACUGCAUGUGCAAAUACUCUGUGUCAGCUCUGCCAGCUAACUAAAAGAAACCCGGUGGGAUUCACCUGUGCCUGUCCGAACGCCAAAAUGCUGUUGCCUGAUGGGACAUGUCAAUACCCAAGGUUUGUUUAUGCCACCAACAUUGACAUCAACCUGCUGGAGAUCAGAGGGAAAGAUUACGAUCAAACCCAGCUGUUAAGCACUGGCGACGGGAUCCUGUCCUUUGACCUGGACUGGUACAGAGACUGGCUCUACUGGGCCAACCAAACCGGCCAUAUCCAACGCACCAGUCUGACCCAGGUCAAAACUGAGGUGGUCCCGACACCUCUGCCAGUUUGUUUGAUUAGAAUAGACCAGAGGAAAGGGAACCUCUAUUGGGUGUCAUGUGACCAAAACAGCAUCGGCACCUCCACAGCCGACAGCCGGAACCUGCAGCAGCUGUACCGUACGACCAAGAAGAUCAGAGACCUGUAUCUGGACUGGCUGAGGGGGGGCAUCAUCUGGUUGGAGGAAGACCGAAUCCUCACCAUGAGCAUGGCGGGAGGAAGUGCCAAAGAGCUGCUGCAGUUGGCAGACGAAGUCCAGGGGAACAUCGCCUUCGACCUCAGGGCUAACAGCCUGCUCUGGAACUCAAAAAGGGCAGGUUUGACCAUGAUGAGUUUGCUGCAGGCGAAAAGCCACAAAGCUGGCAGGAGAUGGAACAUUUCCGGCUCAGUCAUAUCUGCCUUUGAGCCCUUCCUGCUGUCCCAUUCGGGAAAUGUCCUGACUCUGUGGGACCGGCGUGACGGGAGCGCCAUCCAGGACAUGCCUGUGAAAGGGCGUGUGUUCAGUGUCAUCCUUGCACUGAAGAACGUCCGCCCAGUGCCAGAUACUCCAGUUUGCGCUGAACCCUAUGUGCUGUGCCGACACACAUCAAUCUGCCUCUCACAAGCCCAGUUGUGUGACGGGAAAAAGGACUGCCCUGAUGGAGACGACGAGGAUGGUUGUGUAACCACAUGCCCAUCUAAAGACGAGUUCAAGUGCAAGGACAGUAGGAGUUGUGUCCCCAGGGUUCUCGUCUGUGACGGUCGUUCUCAUUGUCAUGAUGGCUCAGACGAGGUCAACUGUCCGACCGUAGCUUCAGUUGGAGUUCUGUUAAACACUCUGAAGUGCCGCACGGGCUCCAAGCUGUGUGAAGACGGGACUGAGUGUGUUUUAUACAGCCACGUGUGUGACGGGGAGAAGGACUGUCAGGACGGAUCUGAUGAACAGGGAUGUGAACCACUCAAACCUCCUGCUCCAGUCGCGCCGGCCUGCAGCAGCCCCGCUGUGCUCUGUCCCAAUUCUGCUGUUCAGCUCUGCAUUCUUCCGAGUCAGUUCUGCAACGGGCUCAAAGACUGUCCUGAUGGCUUUGAUGAAAAGAACUGUGUGCAAAGGUGUCCCUCUAGAAGCGACUUCCGCUGUAACGACCGCCGGAGCUGCGUCUCGCAGAGUCUGGUUUGUGACGGCCGCUCGCAAUGCAACGACGGCUCCGAUGAGCUCAACUGUCCGAACGCUACCCCUCCUGCAGCUAGAGCAAACGUCCUGAAGUGUCGCAUCGGCACCAAACUGUGUGGAGACGGGACAGAGUGUGUCCUCUUCGGCCACGUCUGUGACGGAGAGAGAGACUGCCGGGACGGAUCGGAUGAAGUAGGAUGUGAUGCUGCAAACACUGUCUCUACCAGUGUUCCAGAAAAUGUGCGCUCAAUUCAAUCACCUCCACCUGUCGAGACAUUUACUCAGCCCCCCACCAACCCCCCCUGCAGCAGCCCUUCAGCUCUGUGUCCAGGCUCCUCUUUAUGCAUCAGCCCAACACAGUUUU